AUGGUGUCAUUACAGGAAUCCCUGACUUUUCACGAUGUGGCCGUGAACUUCACUUGGGAGGAGUGGCAGCUCCUGGACCCCCAUCAGAAGAACCUGUACAGGGAUGUGAUGUUGGAGAACUUCAGCCACCUGGAGUCAGUGGGGUACCGAGCCAGCAAACCAGAAGCGCUCUCCAAGUUAGAACAAGGGGAAGAACUGUGGACAGUACAAGAGGAACUCCACAGUCUAGUCUGUGCAGUAGUCAAUAAAGUUGAUGAUCCUCUGCAGUAUCACUUGCAAAGUCCAAGCAUUGAGAAGAGUGUGGAACAAUGCUGUCAACGUAAUAGGUUUGCAAAUAUGGUUAAUCAGAAUGAAGGUCAUUUCCUAUUAAAGCAAAAUCGUGAUAUGUUUGAGAUACCCGAGAAAUCUUUAAAAUCAAAUUUAAGUUUUGAAAACCAAAACAGAACUUGUAACUUAAAGAACUCUGUUGAGUUGAAUGGAGAAUGGACACCCAUUCCGCAUGGUAACUGUGAACAAUUUUACACUGAAAUUAAAUUGCCUGUCAGUACCAGACCCAUCAGUAAGUCCCAUGUCAUUCAGCAACAGAGAACUCACAACAUAGAGAAAGCCCAUGUAUGCCUUGAGUGUGGGAAAGCCUUCAUCAAGAUGUCUCAGCUCACUGAUCAUCAGAGAGUUCAUACUAGAGAAAAGCCAAAUGGAUGCAGUCUGUAUAGUAAAACCUUCUUCAGAAAAUCCAGGCUCACUGAACAUCAAACAAUUCAUACAAGACUGAAACAGUAUGAAUGCACUGAAUGUGACAAAACCUUCCUCAAGACAUCACAGUUCAAUAUACAUCAGAAAACUCACAUGGGAGAGAAACCUUAUACAUGUAGUGAAUGUGGGAAAGCAUUUAUCAAAAAGUCUCGGCUCAUUUAUCAUCAGCGAACUCAUACAGGAGAGAAACCUCAUGGAUGCAGUUUCUGUGGGAAGACCUUCUCUACAAAGUUUAGUCUCACUACCCAUCUAAAAACUCAUACAGGAGAGAAACCCCAUGGAUGUAGUCUGUGUGGGAAGACCUUCACUACAAAGUUUUGUCUCACUAACCAUCAGAAUACUCAUACAGGAGAGAAACCUCAUGGAUGCAGUCUAUGUGGGAAGACCUUCUCUACCAAGUUUAGUCUCACUACCCAUCAGAAAACUCAUACUGGAGAGAAACCUUAUAUAUGCACUGAAUGUGGAAAAGGUUUUUCAGUGAAACGUGGCCUCAUCCUACAUCAGCGAACUCAUACUGGAGAGAAACCCUACAUAUGUAACAAGUGUGGGAAAGACUUCACCUGGAAGAACACUCUCAUCAGACAUCAGCGAGCACACACAGGAGAGAAACCCUAUGUAUGUAGUGUGUGUGGAAAAGGCUUUACCAUGAAGACUGAUCUCACUGUACAUCGAAGGACUCAUACGUUAGAGAAACCGUAUAUAUGCAGUGAAUGUGGGAAAGGCUUCUCCAUGAAGCACUGCCUCAUUGUGCAUCAGCGAAUUCAUACUGGAGAUAAACCUUAUGUAUGUAAUGAGUGUGGGAAAGGCUUUCCCUGGAUGUGCCCUCUCAUCAGACAUCAGCGAGCACAUUCAGGAGAGAAGCCCUAUAUAUGUAGUGUGUGUGGCAAAGGCUUCAGCAUGAAGGGUGGUCUCACUGUACAUCAGCAAACUCAUACUUCUGAGAAACCUUAUAUGUGCAAUGAAUGUGGCAAAGGGUUUACUCAGAAGUAUAAACUCAGUGUACAUCAGCGCACUCAUACGGGAGAGAAACCCUAUGUAUGCAAUGAAUGUGGAAAAGGCUUCCCAGUGAAGAACAAGCUGAUUGUCCAUCAACGGAUUCAUACAGGGGAAAAACCUUAUAUAUUGUAG
This is a messenger RNA of Molossus molossus (Pallas's mastiff bat), 1881 nucleotides long. Its product is annotated as zinc finger protein 615-like. Gene Ontology annotation, molecular function: DNA-binding transcription factor activity; RNA polymerase II cis-regulatory region sequence-specific DNA binding. Gene Ontology annotation, biological process: regulation of transcription by RNA polymerase II. The coding region runs from base 1 to 1881 and encodes 626 amino acids. The record is from RefSeq and is a predicted model, not a curated record. Lineage: Eukaryota; Metazoa; Chordata; Mammalia; Chiroptera; Molossidae. The transcript has 3 exons.